Molecule: messenger RNA, 1197 nt
Organism: Drosophila erecta
Lineage: Eukaryota; Metazoa; Arthropoda; Insecta; Diptera; Drosophilidae
Gene: slx1
Product: structure-specific endonuclease subunit SLX1 homolog
Exons: 2
Coding region: 59-943 (294 amino acids)
Biological process (GO): double-strand break repair via homologous recombination
Cellular component (GO): Slx1-Slx4 complex
Molecular function (GO): 5'-flap endonuclease activity; crossover junction DNA endonuclease activity
Source: RefSeq, a predicted model, not a curated record
GAGCCUGCAGCCCUAGCGGUCGCAGAAGUAGGGUUGUCGCCGGUCAUCAACAAUCCAAAUGAACUCCUACGACCCACAAGAUACGGCUUCUGAACAGCAGGAGGAAACCGUUGCGCUGAAAGGCCACUUCUACGGUGUCUAUUUGCUAUGCAGUCAGAGCCUGGAUCCUCGUUUCCGAGGAAAGUGCUACGUGGGAUUCACCGUGAACCCGAAACGGCGGAUACGCCAACACAAUCUUGGUUGUGACUUCGGCGGCGCCAGGAAAACCAGCCGCAGAGGGCCCUGGCUGAUGGUAAUGAUCGUGCACGGAUUUCCCAAUAAUACAGUGGCCCUACAGUUUGAAUGGGCCUGGCAACAGCCCUCGCUUUCCACCAGGCUUAAAAUGUACCCUGAAUUAAAACGAAAGCUGCCCAGGGAGACGUUCUUUGACUACAACUUUAGGAUCCUCAGUCAUAUGCUGGGAGUUGGCCCUUGGAAUAGAUUACCACUCUCCGUUCGCUGGCUAGAAACGGAUUACGAAAGACCAUUCAACAUGCCACUUCCUAACCACAUGGAUAUUGUGAGUGGGAAGGUUUCCAUUAGCGCCUCGCAACGUAAGAGAACUGAUGAUGCAGAAGUUCCUCCACCUGUGGCGUGGGCUUCCGAGUGUCACCUUUGUAUGCAGCAAAUCGAGCAACCGGAGAGAUCCCGCCUAGGAUGCACAAAUCAAAUGUGUCGGCUAACGUGCCAUAUGAUGUGCCUGGCCAAUUACCUUCUGGGCGACGAGCCAGGUCACUACAUCCCAGUUGGAGGACAGUGUCCGCUCUGUGAGAACCGCCUCAGCUGGGCAGCCCUUCUGCAGCGUAAACGUCUUCUGUUGGGCGUGCCUAAGGAACUGCGGGAUUAUGAUGAGGAUCUGAUCGAAGAUAUUGAUGUGGACAGUAACAUUGAAGAUACCCCGUAGGUCUGCGAUUAGUUAUAGACCGAAAUGUGUUUUAUUCAGAAUGCUAUAUAUUGCAUAAGCUAAAACGUUUGUUAAAGUAUCUGGGGAAGCACCGAUUUAAUGCUCUCUUAGAAGUAAACAUUUUGACUAAAUUCUAAACAAAUAUUCCCCAUUUACAAUACUGAGUAUCAUUUUAAAAAUUUCGAUAUUUUUUCACAGAUUGUUUAGACCACUUAUCAAGUCACUACUAGUUAGAGGAAAAUAAAAAUAACCAU